AUGGAGUUGAUCAAGAAGGCAACAAUGAUGAAGGUAGCUUUCAUGCUUUUCCUCGUAGGCUUCACCGCGACUGUCGAUGCUCACUUCGACAGAACAUCCUUCAUAACUCAAGUUCUGUCCAAAUCCAAUGAUGUUAAAUCAACAACAACAGCAUGCUGUGAUUCCUGCCCUUGCACAAAAUCAAUCCCUCCUCAGUGUCGCUGUACUGAUAUUGGAGAAACAUGUCACUCAGCUUGCAAAAGUUGCUAUUGUACAAAGUCAAUUCCUCCACAGUGUCAUUGCGCUGAUAUCACUGACUUCUGCUAUGAACCAUGUAACUAG
This is a messenger RNA of Lathyrus sativus (Indian pea), 321 nucleotides long. The record is from the annotation of a GenBank genome assembly. NCBI's taxonomy places the organism in Eukaryota, Viridiplantae, Streptophyta, Magnoliopsida, Fabales, Fabaceae.